Messenger RNA from Drosophila novamexicana, 3726 nucleotides. RefSeq names its product rabankyrin-5. NCBI's taxonomy places the organism in Eukaryota, Metazoa, Arthropoda, Insecta, Diptera, Drosophilidae. The transcript has 8 exons. Gene Ontology annotation, molecular function: metal ion binding; protein binding. Gene Ontology annotation, cellular component: cytoplasm. The record is from RefSeq and is a predicted model, not a curated record. The coding region runs from base 75 to 3479 and encodes 1134 amino acids.
UUAGUAUCAAAAGUCAGAUGUUCAUAAAUAUAUCUUAAAAUUUCGUUUAUUUUCUAGUAGAGUACAAAAUAAGCAUGGGUUGUAACGACUUUGCUUCAAUUACUAAACUGGAAAAAGACCUUGCUCUUUUAAAAGAAGAAUAUACAAAACUUCAGCGCAGUUAUGUAGAACUAGAACGCAAGUAUAAUGAAGUAAUUGCCUCAACCGCAGAUCCCGGGACUACGGGAGAAUUUAGCAGCUUUGUGUCACGACUCGCACUGACGACGGCUUCAUUAUAUGGAUGUUCCAUUUACUCCGACCUAAACAUUAGGACAAAUACCCAUGGGACAAUUAUGCCGGCACAUAAAUUUGUCCUUCAUGCACGCUCGGAGAAAUGGCGUAAUGAUGAGUCCUUGGUUAGUGCAAAAGAACUAGAUUGGAGCGAUUUAGAUGAAGAUAUAGCAACAUCGCUGUUGCGUUGGAUUUACACUGAUAUUAUUGACUUACAACACGAUCGACUAACAUUGGGGCUUCUGCGAGUGGCGCAUCGUUUUUCCUUACCUGGACUUCUCGGGCUCUGCGAGAGAGCUUUAGUGGCGUCAGUGGGAGUACGAUCUUGUGUGCGAUUCUAUUGUGUUGCUGAAGAAGUGGGAGCUGCUUGUCUCCUUGAAUACUGUUCGGGAAUAAUAUCCACGCACUGGGAUGAUUUAACCCCACAAGACUUUGAACAUAUGUCAGGACCAUUGCUGUUUAAAAUGCUCAAAAGCAAAACCAAAUAUCCCCUUCACUCGGCAGUCAGACUUUUGCGUGAAGAUGUCGUAUGCUUGUGCCUUACUGAAAAUAAUACAAUGUUACCCGAACUGGUGAAUAGCUUGUCUCAACAUGGACAGCUGCCACUUCAGAUGGCUUUGUCUGCAAAAAGUAAUCAAAUUGCCCAUACUCUUGUGAACAAAGCAUCUGCGAACGUUAAUGCCUACGAUGCUGAAGGAAAUACGCUUCUUAUAGAUGCUGUGAGGAAAGCUGAUCAUUUUGCAGCAGAUUUUCUUUUAAAACAUAAUUGCCUUGUAGAUCUUGUAUCCAGACCGUCAUCCGAUACCGCCCUCCAUAUCGCAUGCAGCUAUGGAGAAAAUCAGAAUAAUCAGGAAAAUUUUACUCAUAUGCUUGAUAUCGGGAAAAAAAUUUUACGGUGUAAGGCUAACGUAAAUAUUCAGAACUAUCAAGGUCACACCCCGCUGCAUAUUGCGAUUACAUUUCAGAAUAUGUCUAUGGUAGACCUAUUGCUUGAUGUACCCGGUAUUGACAUUAAUUUACGCAAUAAUGAUGAAAAGUGUCCUCUUGAAUUGAGUUUAACCCUAUUAAAUAAGGACAGCUUUAAUCUUGCUACAAAACUUCUAAGGAUGGGAUCAAACCCGAAUCCGUUGAAAUCGGAGACAAAUGACAGUCUGUUGCAAGUUCUAUCUCAAGCUGGAAGACAUUUUGAAGAUGCUGCAAUAUUUUUGGCUGAUUUUGCUAAUCUCAAUCAUAUAAAUAACGGCGGAAUGUCUGCCAUUCACAUUGCUGCCCAGAAGAAUAUGACAAAACUCUUGGCUAAGCUUCUUAAUGCAGGCGCAUCGCCUAAUAUACAAACAAGUACAUCCAAAAUGAAAACACCGUUGCAUUUAGCAGUGGAAGAAAACGCUCGGGAAGUAAUAAGAUUGCUUGUUAAUUUUUGCAAAGAUAACACUAGGCAAAUAGAUUUCAACUGUAAGGACGUUAAUGGUGACUCACCACUAAGCUUAUGCUUAUCCCUAAAUCGAAUUGAAUUGGCAUCAAUACUAAUCGAAGGCGGUGCAGAUGUAAAUGCGAGAAAUGCGCAGGACUUGACUUUGAUGCAUCAAUUUAUAAUGAACGGUGAUAGCGAGAAAGCAGUAUUUUUAAUAGACCAAGGCGCUGAAGUCAACGCGAUAACAGGUGAACAAAAGUCUGUCUUGCAGCUGGCUAUAGACUCUCAUUUACCCAACGUUGUAGACGCGUUAUGCAUAAAAGGAGUGGAUCUUAGUAAUUUAGAUAGUAGAAGAGAUUCGCCAUUAUGGACAGCUUUGGAAUUAGGAUAUGAGGAUAUAGCUCAAAUUCUUGUACGUCAUGGCGUUGACACUGAUUGUUGGAGCGAAGGUCCUGAGGGCUGCAAGCAGACGCUGUUGCACCGAGCAAUUGAUGAAAACAAAGAAUCCACUGCAAUUUUUCUCGUUCGUAACCAGUGCGAUUUGGACUCGCCGCGUCAACUUUGUCCGAAUCGUGAAAGCGGUGAUGAAGCACGAGACAAAGCUUCUCCUUUACAUCUCUGUUGCCAAUGGGGUCUAACAAAGGUUGUCCAAGCGCUGAUUGAUCACGGUGCCAAUGUGAACGCUUUAGAUGUUGAAAACAAAACGCCAGCACACAUAGCUAUUGAAAACCAACAUGAAGAAAUUAUAAAUAUUCUUCUCUGCCACCCUGGCAUUGACUUGAAAUUGCAGGAUAAAUCUGGACUCACACCCUUUGCUACUGCUCUGGCCAGCCGUAAUCACAAAGCAGCACAGCGCAUACUUGAAAGACUUCCAAAUGCAGCGGAAAUAAUGGAUCAGCGUGGGCGUAAUUUUCUCCAUGUUGCUAUAUUAAAAGAUGACCUAGAAAGUGUACUUUUCUUAUUGGCUAUACAAGUAGAUGUCAAUUCGCGUGUACAUGACGCCUAUCAAUCAACUCCACUUCAUCUAGCCGCUGCAUCGAAAAAUGAAAUGAUUAUACGAAACUUAAUAUUAGCAGGCGCUCGAAUAAACGAACGAGAUGCUAUCCAAAAAAUGCCACUUCAUGUAGCAAUUGAACGUGGAAACCUCCCUGCAGUUUCAGCGAUGAUUCAAAACAAUGCCGAUUUUGAUGCAAAGGAUGCCGAAGGAAACAACGCGUUACACCUUGGGGUGCACGGGGGUCAGCUAUCGAUAGUUAGAGAGUUGCUCACAGAAUCACGGGUAAACGCUGAGGCAUACAAUGCGAAGGGCCGGAAUCCCCUGCACGAAUUAUGUAGAGUUGGAGAAGAUAAUUCUGGUGCAGCUAUUUGUGAACUGUUUCUUGAAUGUAUGCCAAAGUAUCCAAUUAAUAUUCCAGACAUGGACGGCAACACACCACUACUUCUCUCAUACAUGCGAGGACAGGCACCACUUUGCAAAGUUCUUGUAAAAGCAGGUGCUUGUCUUGGCGCUCAAAACCGAGAAGGGAUUAGUAUUUUCAAUUACAAAUUAGCUACAGAUCAAUUGCUUAACAAAUUGUUGGACCAAUUGCCACAGGAGUCGCCGUGGGCGGAAUCAGAGUUGUGUCAAGAGUGUAACUCAAAGUUUUCACUUACUAUAAGAAGGCAUCACUGUCGACAUUGUGGGCGAGUUUUGUGUUCUAAGUGCUCCAACAAUGAUGUACCGAUUCUUAAAUUUGGUAUUAAUAAACCUGUAAGAGUUUGCAAUGUUUGCUUUGAUGUUCUUCAUGGAGGAAGUUAAAGCGGUACCCGUUAAUAUCGCUUGUCUUUGGAAACAUUUGAUUUAAAAGGAUACCCAUACCGGAUUUUGAAUUUAUGAUAUGCUAUGAUAUAUAUAACAUAUACAUGAAUAUGAAUAUUAAAUUAUUAAUAUACACUACAUCCAGACCUCAAGCCGGCUAAACCGUUAACUAAGUAAUUAAAAUUAUAUAUAUAUAUAUUGACCUUUAUUUUAGCGCACACUUCAAAUCGUAUGUAAAUAAUUAACA